This is a messenger RNA of Alligator sinensis (Chinese alligator), 7873 nucleotides long. RefSeq names its product aminoadipate-semialdehyde dehydrogenase (gene AASDH). The coding region runs from base 2307 to 5711 and encodes 1134 amino acids. Gene Ontology annotation, biological process: amino acid activation for nonribosomal peptide biosynthetic process. The record is from RefSeq and is a predicted model, not a curated record. NCBI's taxonomy places the organism in Eukaryota, Metazoa, Chordata, Crocodylia, Alligatoridae. Gene Ontology annotation, molecular function: protein binding. The transcript is spliced from 15 exons.
ACCACACACAGGCAGGCCGCAACCAAUCAGCUGUGUGAAAGCUGCUGUUGUCGCGGGCAGGCCCAGGUUCCCGCGGCUGCCGCUCGGCGCCCAGCAGGUGCGUGUGGCUCUUGCUUCUGCCUGGGGCAAGGGGUCCUGCCGCCGGCCCGGCCCGGCCCUCGCGGCGCGCGAUGUGCGACGUGUCCCUCCCCCCCGGGUCCCAGCGCGUGGCUCCGCGCGCUCCGGUCCUUUCCUCGCGCCAGUAACGGCACCGCGGCGGGGAUGGCGCAUGCGCUGUGGUGGCCCCUUGACCCCCUUCCCUCCCCACGCGGCUGGGCGCGAGGUUCCGCCUGCCUCCUUUAGGGGAGAGGGCAGCCCCUGCCCCGGACCCAGCACCUGGGGCAGGCAGGUAGGCAGUAUCCAGCCGUAGGCCGCCCCCCCCGGCACAGCCCUACGGGGGAAAGGGGCCUAAUCUAGCUCAAGGGGAGCGGGCCAUGACCCAAGACUCGGGAUUUUACCAGGGGGGAGAAUGCCUCUCCCAUUGCCAAAUUUCCAGACCCCCACCUCAGCCUGGAUGGGAUGGCUCUGCUGGCCAUAUUUGGCUUGUGGGCUGGAGGUGGAACACCCCUGCAUUAGAGCAAACUACUUACAUGCAAAUAAAGAGAACAUUCAUCCUCCUAAAACAGUAUUUGUGGUAUUGUAUCUAUUAACAAAAAGUGUAAAUUGCUGCGGGGUGCAGUUACAGCCCUCAGGAAAAUCUAUGAGGCUAUUUAAAAACAGAACAAAAAACCCAACAAAUAUACCCACUGUCAGCCUUUCUCAUUUUUUUUUCUUUGAGCGUGUCAUGCUGAAUUACAGCUUGGUGACACUGAAUGUACGUGGAUAAGAACGAACUCAACAGAACUGAACUUGACCAAUUUAAAGCAGUGCCAAGAAGGAUUUAUUGCCAAAUGUUUGGAAGUAAAAUGCACGUAGCACAGAUCAGUAAAUAAAUGGCAACUUUCCCUAUGUGUAAAGAAAACUGCAAAGAUUUUUGGCUUUGAAGGAACAUGUUGGCUCUUUAUUACCGUAUUUUUUUUCACAUACCGAACACUCUUGCAUGUAGUACACACCUUAUUUUGAAAAGGCAGCUGGAACGAGAAAAUAAAUUGUUCUGUCUGGUAAACUGAGUAGCAGCAAGUAGGGAGCCAAGAACUGCCUGUCCCAAGCACCAAAUGGGGCCCACAGACCAACCUGGUGUGCUGAGGCUGGGGCCGUGUCCCAGUUCCAAACCUGCCAAACCAGGGUCUCAGGCUGGUUCCAGGGCACCUUGCUGGGUCAGACCUGUUGUGGCAAGUCUGGGUCCCUCAUAUUGAGUCUAUAACUGCAUGCUGGGUCCAGGGCUGCAUGCUGGCCACAUGCUGGGUUUGACCUGGCAAGCCAGAUCCAGAGCCAGAUGCUGGCUCCAGAACUACAUGCUGGGUUGGACCUUGCACAUCAGAGCCACACACGGGGUUGGGCCACAGACUAAUCUCAUGUGCUGUUGCAUAAAGGGUAUGUUCUUAUGCCAGAAAUGUAGUGGUGAGGGAACGGUGACUGUAUGAAUUGCUAUGGCUCCCCCAUCUAUGGGGAUCUGUUUUUCUAGCAUAUAAUGCACAGCCCAGUCUUUGCGAGAUGAUUUCGGAGGAAAAAGUGAUGGGUUGGUUAUAUGCAAGAACAUACAGUACUCCUAAUCGUUGUGGUUUUAAGUGAUUCAAAUCACAUUAGUAAUUUAAAAAAGUAAUUGUUGUGGUCUCUUCGCCCUUUGAUGUUCUUUUCAUUGGAACUGGUAGACGUGUUUCUCCCUCAGUAGUAAACAUCAACUUACUUACGUAGAAAGUUGCAUUAAAUAAUACUGCUUAUUGGAAUAAAAUAAACAGAAGAGCCCCAAUGCAAUGCAAACACCUGGAUUUUGAUCCAGCGACAUGCAGUUGCCAUUUGGAUUAAAAUAAGCUGUUGGGGUAGUAUGUUUGUUUUACAGACAAGUCCUGUUGUUGUGUUUCAUCCUAAAAAUGAGUGCAGACAUGUUUACGAAUAUUGUGAAUUUAAAUAUUUUUAAAGUCUUACAAUCAUCAUUUUUCUUUUACAAUGCCCACACACAAAUUUGCCUAGCGAAUACGUAAAAGACCUAUUCGUCUACAAAAUAAUCUCAACAUAGAAAAGAUGUAAUUACCUCAUCUAAAUGACGAAUCCAUGUACUAAGAAUGGGGAAAAGAGAAAGUUUACAAAACAGUGAUGUAUUAUAUCCUUGAUGGAGAAACAGAACUUUGAACUCAGGCAUUACCAGGAUUGAAGAUCUGUAUUUUGAGAUGACUCUUCAGGAGAUGGUGCAUCAGGCAGCCACCCUAUAUUCUGAUAGAAAUGCAGUAUGUUUUGAUGAAUGUAAUGAUAAGCCUCCAAUUUUCUACACUUACAACAUGGUUGUGAACCUUGCCACGGAAUUAACAGUUUUCCUGCAAAAACACUGUGAUCAGAGAAGAAGGUGUGAAAUAGGUCUCUACUGCUAUCCAGGAAUAAAUUUACCAUCUUGGAUCUUAGGAGUUCUUCAAGUACCGGCUGCAUAUUCUCCUGUUGAUCCAGAUGCACCACCAAUGUUAUCUACUUAUUUUAUGAAGAAAUGUAAUCUCCAAUAUAUCCUUGUUGAGAAUGACAAAGUAAAGAAGUUCAGAAUAUCUCAUUCAGGCUGGUUUUUACAAAAUUCUUCUGCAAUAGAGCACAUUGGGUUAACUCUUUUCCAAACUCAUUGGAAGGAUGAUUAUGUAAAUCUUCAUCUAGUUGGUGCAAAAGACAAAAACGAAACCACCAAAGAUACAAGUACUCGGGAGACAGAUUAUACAACCCUUCUGGACCAGUUUGAAAUAGAGACAUCAAAAGCGGGUUAUCUGGAUAUCGGGAAACAACAAACUUUAGCAUACAUCUUACAUACAUCAGGAACUACAGGACUCCCCAAAGUAGUCAGAGUGCCUCAUAAAUGUAUUGUGCCAAAUAUUCAUCAUCUUCAAUCCAUAUUUAAGAUCACACAAGAUGAUGUGCUGUUCCUGGCCUCACCCCUGACAUUUGAUCCAUCUGUAGUUGAGCUGUUCAUUGCUCUGACAAGCGGAGCCUCUCUACUUAUAGUACCAAACCCAGUUAAAAUGAUGCCUCAGAAGUUAUCCAUUGCUCUCUUUCACCAUCACAGAGUGACAGUAUUGCAGGCAACACCAACAUUUCUCAGAAAAUUUGGAGCUCAAUGUAUUAAGUCAAGUGUGUUGUCUGCCAGCACUUCGCUCCGUGUCUUAGCCCUUGGUGGAGAAUCAUUUCCUGCACUGGAUGUCUUGAGAAGCUGGAAGGACAGGGAAAACAAAACACACAUUUUCAAUCUUUAUGGCAUUACAGAAGUGUCAAGCUGGGCCACUUGCUACAGAGUUCCCGAAGAGGUUCUUAGUCCUGAUCUUCGAGCUGAUUCCUCUGUACCACUGGGAUCACCGCUGCUGGGAACUACAGUUGAGGUCAGAGAUGCUAGUGGUUCUACAGUUCUAGAAGGCGAGGGUCAAGUAUUUAUAGGUGGUAAAGAACGGAUUUGUUUUCUUGAUGAUGAAGUCACUGUUCCUUUGGGUACAAUGAGAGAAACCGGAGACUUUGUGAGAGUGAAAGGUGCAGAGAUGUUUUUCCUGGGGCGGAAGGACAGCCAGAUUAAACGUCACGGCAAACGUCUUGAUAUUGAAUGUAUUCAACAGGCUGCUGAAAGUCUUUGUCAGGUGGAAGCCUGUGCGGUAAUAUGGUAUCAGCAGGGAAAAUUAAUCCUGGUUGUUGUACCCAAAGACAAUUUAGCAGAAGAAGAUGCUUUUAAAGAACUCCAGAAAUGUCUCCCAGUUCAUGCAGUCCCAGAUGAGCUUGUGCUGAUUGAAGCUUUGCCAUUGACAUUACAUGGUAAAAUUAAUACAUCUGAACUGAACAAGAUUUACAGUGCCCAUCUGAACUCCAUAAGGCGUGACAAUAAGCUGAACGGAGCAGAGGAAUUGUGGGAAAGAUUGCAGCAUUUAUGGAAGUCCAUUCUAAGUCUUCCAGAUGAGCCUUUCAGCAUUUCCAAAGACUCAGUGUUCCUAUACAGUGGUGGAGACUCUAUAAAAUCGCUACGGUUUCAUGAUGAGAUUGAAAAUAUGGUAGGCAAGGUCAUACCUGGGCUCCUUGAAGUUAUUCUCAGCAGUUCUAUUGCUGAGGUUUACAGGCUUGUUCUGAAAACUGUGUUUCCAAGUGAGGACCAACUUAAAAAUCCUAACACCUCUAUGAAAAGAAAACUGAAUGACUGCAGUGGAGAGGAGGCUUGUGAAGAACAUGUGAACAUUAAAUCUAGAGGAUACAUCACUGUUGCUGCAGGUUUGAUUUCAUUUGUUGCACUAAGUCGAGGAAGUCAUAUGUUCAGUGUGAACUGCUCCAAGUCUUUUAUAAAUCUAAGUAAUAUGAGACAGGCAAGAACCAAAUUAAGACAAUCACCAUUGUCCUCACCUGUAAUUUCUAAUAUAAUGAAAACUGAAGAGAGGCGAAGUGAUCUAACAAAUGUCAGCAAAGCAGAUGAAAUAGGUCCUCCACAAGGAUCUCCUGGAAAAGACAAUUCUGUACCAAUAGCUAAGUUUCUAAUAGGUGUAAGAUGGACAUCCUGUACUGGCAAAUGUGUAGAUGCCUCACCAUUGGUUAUAAUACCAGCAACAGAUGAUCUGUCUGCUACUGUAUAUAUUGGGUCUCAUUCUCAUGCAAUGCAAGCAAUUGAUCUAGACUCAGGAAAAAUCAAAUGGGAGAGAAUUCUUGAAGACCGCAUUGAAUCCUCUGCGUGUGUGUCAAAGUGUGGCAGUUUCAUUGUUGUUGGAGGUUACAGUGGUUUAGUGUAUGUGCUUAGAAGCAAUAAUGGGGAAACACACUGGGUGUUUACCACUGAGGAUGCUGUGAAAAGCUCUGCAGCUCUAGAUCCUUCUACUGGACUAAUCUACGUUGGAUCACAUGAUCAGCAUGUAUAUGCUUUGGAUAUUUAUAAAGAGGAGUGCAUCUGGAAGUUGCACUGUGAGGGUGGAGCUGUGUUUGCUUCUCCUUGUCUAAGCCUGUUGCCUCAUCACUUGUAUAUUGCUACACUAAGAGGAUGUUUACUGGCUGUAAAUCCAGACACAGGGGGUAAAAUCUGGAAAAGCUCCUGUGGAAAACCUCUCUUCUCUUCCCCACACUGCAAUGCUCAGUACGUCUGUGUCGGAUGUGUGGAUGGAAAUCUGUACUGCUUUAGUCACUCUGGUGAAAAGGUUUGGCAGUUUUCCACCAAUGGACCAAUCUUUUCAUCCCCAUGCAUCUCAAGCUUAACUAAGCAAGAAAUAUUUUUUGGCUCCCAUGACUGCUUUAUCUACAGCUGUAAUAUGGAAGGUAAUUUACUGUGGAAAUUUAAAACCACUUCAAGUGUAUACGCAACUCCAUUUGUUUUCCAUAGUCAUGACUUGGAGAGGGAAGCAUUCCUGGCAGCAGUGUCUACAGAUGGCAAUGUGUGGCUCCUGAAUGCAAAGAAUGGCAUGGUAGAGGGUAUCCAUAAACUCCCAGGAGAGGUAUUCUCUUCCCCUGUAGUGUGUGGGGAAAGGCUUAUUGUUGGCUGUAGAAAUGAUUAUGUUUAUUGCCUAGAUUUGUUUAUAGCUGAAAAAAUUAGGAACAGCAAAGAUGUGCUAAAUGCUCCACUUAACAGUUGUUUUUUGAAUGCACGUUAAGCACCUUCACUUGCAAGAUGCUGGCUACAUCAUGGUCUUUGUUUAACAUUGUACAACUGUCUGUUUUUGAAAACUGCGUAGAUAGCAGUUUUUUAACAAUGUCUUACCUGGGCUAGGUGAAAAUGCAUGCAUGUACUUAUGUGGCUUCUCUCACAGCCAUAAAAAGUGAGAGUAGCAGAGGGUUGCUCUGUAUUGGUCUGGAAUCCAAGUUGAUACAGACCAGCCCAGGAUCCAGAGACUGCAAAGUUGAUUUUUAAAUCCAUUUAUCUUCCUUUGCACCAAGCACAGACUUACCAGAGCAAGGAAUCAGUCCUGUAACUGCAUACCAUCUAGAAUUCAUAUUCUAAUAUAUAUUAAUAUUCUAAUAUAUGCCUGAAGAAUUACUUUGUUUCAUCUAGGAAGGUUAAUCCUGCCAGAGGAAUCUAAAUAAACUGAGGCUAUCUAUGUCUGUACCCCUUGAACUUUUGCUACAUUAAAUACAGUAGGAUUUUCUGUGGUGACUAGGCCCUGUCAACAAAAGGAAACUUGUUGCUCAAGCUGCACAAGCUCCCUUGAACAGCAGAAGGUCUACCACCCUGAUGCACUUUCUGCCAGUGUGGCUGUGCCUAUACCAAGGGUUCUGCAGGCAGUGCUAUGUUGACUAUGGGAAGUGAUGUCUUCAUGAAUCCAGCCAACAUUGCGCUGCCUGUGGAACUUAUCGUGCAGAGUAAUAUCGAGUCUUUGGUUCUAUACAGUGACACAAGCUUGUUUUUAAAUACAUAAUACAGAAACUGCUUUCAAACUAACUUUUUUAUUAAAAUUCAAGAUGUAUUCACUACAUGAAGUGCUUAGUACUGAUGCUUCAAACCAUUGUGAAAGCAUAAAUAAAAGCUUAUUCAUUCUUCUGACUGGCAAGGAAAUUGAAAAAAGCAUAAAAGAUAAGGAAUGGCAUGUCCAAAGGCUCCAAAUUCCUGGUAAGUUAAAGGCCCUAGUCAGUUAAUCCUUGUUAAUGCUGGUUUGCUUUGCAUAGCUUUCAAUUUUGUGCGAGAGGGCAAGACUAGAAUAGUGGUUAGGGCAACUUACCUGGGGUGAAAUGGAACCUUUUAUUUCCUACUACAGUGAAAAGUUAAGUAUUUCACAUUCAUUAUUCUUUUUAAGCCUAGAUCGCUCCAUGUCCGUGUGCCUUAACUGUUAGUGUGUAAGGUCAUUCUCCCACAUGCUGUCUUACAGAAUACUUACUUUUAUGCAAAGCACAGAAGGAUUGACAGGAGGUAUUGAGAGCCCUUUACCAUUGUCCCCCUCAGAAUUAAAUAAUCCUUGAACCCCGUGACUAAAACAUUCAUUUAGAAGAUGGGAGAUAUGGAUUGAUGUCCCUGCAGGCAGAGAAGGGGUAGAACUUGGCUCUCUCCAGCAUGGUACUCUUAAAUACUGGGCUGCUGGAUAAAAGGGGUGGAGGGUUGUGGUGGUACUGGCCCCACUGCCUCCUCCCAUUGUGUUUUUGUGGAAAAAAAGGCCAAGGUAGUUGCAAGCUAGCUUGUGACUGAGUCUCAACAGGAGCUAUGCAUACUCUGCAACCUGGAGUUAAGUCCCAUUCCUCAGAAGGCUGUGUUGCUUACAUGCCUGUGUCGUUUUCUGAGUGGACACUCUCAGUAUGCUGGCUUCUGAAGAUGCUAUUCCAAGGCACUUACCUCUCUCAAUACAUUGUAUAAGGAAGCUAGGCAUCUAACCUGGCAAAGUGGAUUCCACCAGGCAGUAAGGUGUCAAGUACUUCUUCAGAUCUCACAUUUAGGAUGAGAUCCAAUUCCAUCUAUAACAUGCCUAAGUAUUAUCCUGUCCACCCAUCUUUGGUCCCUGAAAAAAGUUAAUGUACCUGUUUUUGUAAUGUGCCCUCAUCAAACCUUUAGGUGUAAGUGUCAAAAAGCAGCAAGCAGGAGGAGGCCCAUGCACCCUCUGUGGUUAACUUUUUUCAGGGACUUAAAUAGAGUGGAAGAGGAUUGCUCCUAGAUACCCCAUAGGUGGAACAGAAUCUGGCCCUUUACUUUGGCUCCUGGGGGCCAUACAUUGGAGCUGUCAAUUUGAGGAAUGUGCUUGAGAUAUAAUAAGUAACUUCUACCACUUAGACCAACAGUGAACAAUGACCUGUUUGUAUUGUGCAUAAACUAAAUAAACCCAAUUAUCCAAAA